Haemorhous mexicanus (house finch) is the source of this 8404-nucleotide messenger RNA. RefSeq names its product taxilin beta (gene TXLNB). NCBI's taxonomy places the organism in Eukaryota, Metazoa, Chordata, Aves, Passeriformes, Fringillidae. The transcript has 10 exons. The record is from RefSeq and is a predicted model, not a curated record. Bases 148 to 2202 code for a protein of 684 amino acids. Gene Ontology annotation, molecular function: syntaxin binding.
GUCCUUCCCGCCUCACUCAGUCUUCCUGUCUCUCUUUCCUCAGUGGCAGGAUUACAGAACCUGUUGCUGGAGUGCCCUUGUCUGAGCUUUCUGCCUGGCUUUUUUCCUCUGCUCAGAUCUUCUCUUUGCUGCGGUGCUGCACUAAGCAUGGAGAAUGACCAGUCUUCCACCUCACCUGGGCAGGACAUCCAGGGGCAGAGUGGGGACAAACCUGCCCCUGGCCUGCCAUCCCCUGCUCCAGUCCCCAUGGAGCAGCCAAGCAGCUGGCCCGAAGCAGCCAUGUGUGACAUCUCAGAGGAGCUGAGCCGGCAGCUGGAGGACAUCAUUAAAACCUACGGGUCUGCCACGAGCCUGAUGGAGAAGGAAAGCACUGCUACAGGAGCAGACAGGCCUGAGAAGGGAGAGCCAGGCAGCUUGGAGGAUGCAGAGUAUGAAGAUGGAAAUGAAGAGAGUGAGAAAGAGAAGUUGGCUCCUGGGGAUGCUUCCAAAGCAAAGGAGCCCAGCAGCAACAAGGAGCAGAAGCUGGAGAAGAAAAUCCUGAAGGGACUAGGAAAAGAAGCCACCCUCCUGAUGCAAAGUUUGAAUAAGCUGAAUACUCCAGAAGAGAAGCUGGACCUGUUGUUUAAGAAGUAUGCUGAGCUGCUUGAAGAACAUCGUGCUGAGCAGAAAAAGCUGAAGUAUCUACAGAAGAGACAGGCCCAGAUCACCAAGGAGAAGGACCAGCUGCAGAGUGAGCACAGCCGAGCCAUCCUCGCCCGCAGCAAGCUCGAGAGCCUGUGCCGGGAGCUCCAGAGGCACAACAAGAACCUCAAGGAGGAAACAAUCCAGCGGGCACGGGAGGAAGAUGAGAAGAGGAAAGAAAUAACUAAUCACUUCCAGGGCACACUGAGUGAAAUCCAGGCUCAGAUCGAGCAGCAGAGUGAGAGGAACAUGAAGCUCUGCCAGGAGAACACGGAGCUGGCAGAGAAGCUGAAGAGCAUCAUUGACCAGUAUGAGCUGCGGGAGGAGCACCUUGACAAAAUAUUUAAGCACAGAGAACUUCAACAGAAACUGGUGGAUGCCAAGUUGGAACAGUCUCAGGAAAUGAUGAAGGAAGCCGAGGAGCGACACCAGAAAGAGAAGGAAUAUCUCCUGAACCAAGCUGCAGAAUGGAAGCUCCAGGCCAAAAUGUUAAAGGAGCAAGAGACUGUCCUGCAGGCACAGAUCACUCUCUACUCUGAAAGAUUUGAAGAAUUUCAGAAAACAUUGGCCAAAAGCAAUGAAGUGUUUGCCACAUUCAAACAGGAGAUGGAAAAAAUGACAAAGAAAAUGAAGAAGUUAGAAAAGGAUACUGCUACAUGGAAAUCCAGGUUUGAGAACUGUAACAGAGCAUUACUGGACAUGAUUGAAGAGAAAGCCAUGAGGUCCAAGGAAUACGAGUGCUUUGUGCUGAAAAUCCAGAGACUAGAGAACCUCUGCCGUGCUCUGCAGGAAGAGAGGAAUGAAUUGUACAAAAAAAUAAAGCAAGCACAGUUCCCAGAAGAGGUGAAUGGAAAUGGCAUCUUAGAAGAAGAAGAAGAAGAUGAUGAAGAAGAUGAUACUAAAACAACCCCUUCCCCCUCUGAGCAGGCCAGCAUGGAGCUGCAUGAGAGUGACAAGAGGAUGCUGAAGCAGCUGGCUGAAGCUUUCAGGGUGUCCCACAAGGCAGAGGAGUCCCUCCCAAGCAACAGCAGCAAUCCAGAGCCCUGUGACACUCAAACCUGUAAUGCCACCCUGGCGCCAGAGCCUCCUGCUCCUCUCACUCCGCAUUCAGAGGCUGGGAAAAACUGUGAGCAGCCCAGCACAAGCACACCAACACCCACUGAACACACACCAGCACCCACUGAAAGUAUGACAGUGCCCACUGAGAACGGGUCAAAGCCCCCCAAAAGCAUGCCCUCACUUCCAGACAGGGUGCCAACACCCACAGAAAGUGUGCCAGUGCCUCCUGAGAGUGUGCUUGUCCCCGCUGGGAAGAUGCCAAUACCCACUGAAAGCAUGCCAGCAACCCCUGAAAACGUGCCAACCCCCACACAAAACACACCCAUCUCCCUUGGGAAUAUGCCAGUGCCCAUUCAGGGUCCACCAAAAGCUGCAGAAUGUGUGGAUGAGCCAGCAGAUAGAUCUGUCCAGGGUCAGUCUGCAGAGCAAACAGGGGACACAGACAUGGAAGCAGUGGAUUGAAGACACCAUGUGUCCAGGCUUGUCUUCUGCAAACCAGAGCUCUGCUUUGUCCUCUAAAUGGAUACCUUUUUUUUUUUUUUAAGAAACAAAAAUUGAUUCCUAAAACACACUCAUGUAUUUGUAUGCAAAUGUAAUGCACUUCUCCUUGCUACCACUAUCCAGUAAUAAUGGGUCUGCAAAUUUUGCUGUCCUUCAUCUGCUUGAAGUAUAAUAUUUUCUUAAUGACAUGGAAAUACAAUGAAAUCACAGGAUCUCUUUUUCCCAGGCAUGAUGAGUCAUCUCAUUCAGGAAAAUAAUUUUAGUUUUGCACUUCCAUGUUUCAAAAACCAAUGCAAUUCUCAUGCAUAUAUUUAAAGACUCAUCAUUAAUCCUAUCUAUUUAUUUUGACAUUGCAUAAAAGGUGGCCUACUUGGACACACUGUGAUUUUAAUAAAUGAGGUGAAAGGAAUCUCUAAUUACAAAGUAAAAUAGUGAAACCAUAAAUGUGGUCAGCCAUAUCCAAGGAGCGGUGCAACAGCCAGAGGUGAAUUUUUGGGCAAGGAAAUGACCACUCAGCUCUGUAACCUAAACACCCACAAGCUUUCAGCCUUACCUUCCAUUGGUCUUUUCUGCUCAGUGUUCUAGAAUAGGUUUUGUUUUCAACAGAACUACAGGGAAAGGAAAAAGAUCUUUUCUAGAUUCACAUAAAAUAACCUGAAAACAGCAAUUUCCAAAUUGAUGGCAAUUCCCAAGGUAGGGGUCACAAUUCUCUUUCUACAUCCAACAGAAAACUGCUACAUUAUCAUACUAUUUGGAAUGACAAGGCCCACAGUGGGGAUCAUGCCUGUUUCCAGCACAUAAACGAGGUUAGAAGUUCAGAAGUUGGUUGCAGAUCCCAAUUUCUAGGCAAGGAGCAGAAAGCAGAGUGGAAGGUACCAGGAUGUAUUCCAGAAGGAUACUGAAGAACAGUUCUGAGAUCGUGCUUCUGGAUGGAGCUGUCCCUCCCAGUUACAGCCACAUGAACCACAGCUUCCUCCCGGCACUGCUGCACGGGCUAAUGCUCCCAGGAGAAGGAUGAGGACUUACCUGUCACCCCAUUCUGGAAAUAGAGCACAAGUCAAUAAGCCAGAAGCAAAGAACCAGGAAAGCAGGAGUCCCUCUCACAGACACCUCCAGGGGCUGGCUACAUUCCCAUCCCCUUUCUUGUCUAACCAGCUCUACCCAUCUGCCUGCCAACAGCUAUUGCUUAAUAAUGCAGCCACCUUGACAGAAACUGGUUUAUUCUGGUGCCAAGAACAGAGAUGAAGAAGGAAGGAGGCAAGGGAGGAUACCUACCCAGACAGCUCUACAGUCUCAAGCAAGGAGACUACGUAGGCCUUUUAGAAGGUUAAAAUGUCCCCCAGAAAUGUCCCCCAGGAUUAUUUUAACCUUCUUUAAGCCUAAGUAGGCUUUUUGAAAGAAGGUUAAAAUAAUCCUGGGGGACAUUCCUUGUUUCUCAUCUCUUUCCUCUGAAUUCCACCCAGACCUUUCAGAGUCUUAGCUGGACAGCUUAAGAAUUUGAAAAGGGCAAUUAAACAAGAUGUUUAGAGGUUGGAAAGGGAAAUCUUACAAUCAAAGAAACCCAUGUUUAUAGACAAAUCCCAAGAAGACCCCAAAGACAAAGCAACUUGUUCAAGCCAAAGUUGAAAUAGAGGUGAACCAAGAGGAAAGCUGUCGUCUUUGACACACUGUGGGAAACAGUGGUCACAGAGUCCUUACAACAUAUCACUCUCCAAAAAUGGGGUUUGAAUUUUUGCUUACUGCCAACAUGGUCCAUACCCUGCUUAUAUGUCUGUGAACUGCUUGGUUACAGAGCUGACCCUUGGAGUACACAGAGCAUAAACUGCAAAAGUGUGUUUGGAUAUGGCCUGUAGCUAUCAUGACUAGUUUUCAAUUGUGAAUGCCUUAUGUUAGAUAACAAGACCUACAGGAUUUAUCUCAUGUCUUUAAUCAUGUGAAAGUAGAUAAUUUGAGUCUUAGUUAUCUUAAGCUCCUUUUAUAAACAGUGGAGAAGGAAAAGCAUCUUUUGAGGACAAGUUAUCCCAUGAUAAGACUGGCAUCCAAGUCAGAAGGAAUUACUUUCUGUCUGAAGGGGAUCUUUCUCUUCAGAUGCUAGAGCCAGCCUAAGACAACUAAUUUAAAUUUAAUAUGUCUAUUGUUAGGUAUCUAAAUUAGGCAACAUGAAUUCCAUAAAAUAUUCAGAUUCAAAACCCUAAGUGAAUGGCCAUCUCUGAAAACCAAGCCAGUUAUGUGCCUGAAAACAUUAUAACAAAUCUGUAUCCGAAGAUAAAAAGUUAUACUCACUUGAUACUACACUUCUUUUAGUUUCCAUUGACUUAAGUUGGUAGAAAUAUAGUUGCUGUUACAAGUUUUGUUUGUUACCAGGGUGACUUUUAAAAUUAAUGCAAUUUAUAUACUUGUUAAUGUUUUGGGGGUUUUAAUUUUUGAUCUCCUUUGAUUCUGUUGACAUUUUAGUAACCACCUGCGUGAAACCAACUUCUUUUUCUUUAAAUACUCCCUUCUUUAUUUUCAAAUAGCCUCCAGUUGUUGAUUUUUUCUUAUACAUUCAAACAUUUAAUGCAAUAAUAAUGGCCUUACAACUUUAGGUUGGUUCCAUUUUACAUAAUCAUUAUGGUCAUAUCUUUAGUUAUGUAAUUCAUGUCUCAUACCUUCCAACUUCAGCAAGCAGAGAGACAAGGAUCCUGCAGAUAAAAACUUCCUACAUAGUUAUGAUUGAUUCUUACAGCAUCAUUCCUCAUUAAUAAAUACACUGCCUUCUGGGAAAAUUACUCCCACACUCUUCCACCUUCCUCAUUUUUGCCCUUGAAAUUCUAACACUGCAAAAUUCUAACACUCAAAUGCUUGCAGCUCCUAUUGCUAUGAGUUUCUCUCACAUUCCUGUUGCUUCUCUUCUUUUCUCGUGUGCCAACUGAAUUUUAUCCCAGCAGUUUCCUCCUCAUUUUCAGCAUGUAUGCACACAUACAAUACUGAAAGCACAGAAGAGUGACCUCCAUAGCUUUUCGUUUCAGGAUUUGGCUUCAGGUGUUUACAAGAGAUGAGAAUUGUAGGGAAAAUUCUGGCUGAUCCCAAGCUGCACAGAGUAUUUAGAGUCAAACUGUGGAGAUGGUUUAUGUGUAAUCUCAUGGCCUGUAGAGCUGUGGAAAGUUGGAGUACCCUCAGUGGAAAUGGAAAAUCUGUAAAAUUUAACCAAGCGCCUCUUAAUCAUCCACUGCAUCAGACUGGAAGAUUAAAUCACCAUCACAGAUUUCUGUGUGCUAACCUAGAUUCUCUCAUUCUUCUUCAACAUUAACUCCUGGCCUACCUUACUCUUUUCUUCCACUGGUACCCAAUAUAAAACUGACUAUGCACAGUAUCCUUGUAAAAAGCCUUUGGGAUGGCAGUCUGCACAGCAGCUCUGCUGCACUUCCUCAGGUGCCUCUGCACUCAAGGCACAGAAAACCACACUUCUGUGGGUUUCAACACUCAUUUGGAGGCAGCAAGUGGCAGUGAGACCUGCCUCCAGAGUGUUCAUUAUUAUCAUCAUUAUUCUAAUCUGGCAGUGUCAUCAGUCCCGGUGUGUUGUGUGGUUGCCUCCUUCAGUCUCGCUUUUAUUUCACGCAGUUAGUCCCUUAUCACCAGGCACAGAUUUGGGGGUGAGGAGAGGUGGUGAAGGUAGCUAUUUCUUCCUUACUAGGAAGCAAGAGCUUUUUUUAAAACCAGCAUCUGCUGACAUUCAUUUGGUUUCUAGAAUUUCUGUUUUCUCAGGUUAGAUGGUCCAGGUGCCCUAUGGCUGACACCGGAAAGCUUCAGCCUGCACACUGCCAGCUAGUUGAGGCUCUGAAAAACAAAGUUGCAAGCUGAACACACCUCCAGUGUCACAGCCAAUCCUACACAGAAAAGAACUUUAAGUCCCAAGUGUCGAGUGCUGCGAGUCAUCAUGCUAUCUCUUCCCAUGUGUUUCCCACCAGUUUCCAGAGAAAUAAAAAUAAAAUGCCAUCUCUGGCAGAAAUGUGAGUUACAUCUUGUCCCCUGUGCCCCCAUUCAAGGCAUCACUCCCACUCAGAUGCUGCACCCGCUGCCCUCACCAGUGUGCACGGCUGCAUUUGAAUUGGGUUACUCCAACAAUUCAGGUUAAAAAUACACCACCACAAUCACCAAGAAGAGCUAAUUUUAACUCAGAUCAUUGCAGUGAUCCCGUUGGGGUUUUGUUCGGAUGGUAUCUAGGGAAACGUGACCUCAAUUAUGGUCACCGUAACUGCUAAUUGAACUCCACCCGUCCUUUAUUCAUAAAGGAAUCCACACAUUUGGAUGCUAACUAUGGAGUAUAAUGCUGUUCUCAGAGUUAAUGGCAGCCUUUCCACUGACUAUUAACAGACAUCUCCUGGAGCAAAUACAGAAUUUGGAAAGCUGUAUUUUAAAUCUCAGUCUGACCCCCGCACAAAAGACAGGGAAGACACAAUAUCCAACGCACAUCGCACAUCGGUAAUGACCAGCUGCAGCCUUUGGAACUGUCUGUUACAUCUUCUGCACACAAAGAAAGCUCCAACACUUCCAUACAGACACCCUGGGAUCUCAAACAGGAGAACAGGUCAAGUGCCAGCAGCAGGGUGAUCGCUCAAAAUUCAAGGAUCACGUCUCCCAGUUGCUGUGGUAGAGGCUAAUUGGCAAAAUGACUGAGCAACAUGCAUGUAGUGAGUUUCUCCUCUCCUCUCCUCUCCUCUCCUCUCCUCUCCUCUCCUCUCCUCUCCUCUCCUCUCCUCUCCUCUCCUCUCCUCUCCUCUCCUCUCCUCUCCUCUCCUCUCCUCUCCUCUCCUCUCCUCUCCUCUCCUCUCCUCUCCUCACAAAAUAUUAUUAAAUCAAAGUUUAUAGACCAGAGCAUCCCAAAACACAAGACUCUGCUUCUGUUACACUGGAGGCUAAAUGUAAUGUCAAAAAAAAAAGAGGCUUUUUUUUCACAGAAAGAAGAGAAACAGUGAAGAAGUCCAUGUCAUUUCUACUAGAAGCAACCUCUAUUUGUGGGUUGGUAAUGCAGUGUUACCCGCUGAAAUCCAAGGUCACAUUUGAAUUACAUCAGCUGAAAACAGUUUUGAUUUUAAGUUUGUGCUUCUAAACCAUCGCUAGACUGCCAGACCAUUGCACAAACCCACAGCUUUAACUGGUGCUAUUCUGCACAGUUAGAGAGUCUGUUCAGAAAAGUCUUGAUGACAGAAAUAGGGGCUUGACACAGUGGGAAAGAGAUGGACCUGCCACCAUGAGAGAUGUCUUAGCAGCAGAUCUCUGCACCUGCCUUGGUCAACCCAUUUAUCUCAGCUGGCAUUUUCUGCAUCAUUAAAUACACCCAUAACACUUCAGAUGAAAAUAACUGCAGUUUACAAGCAUGGUUCACAACAGCAUGGUAUGUUCAGCUGGCUCCUCAGAAAGGUGUCAUGGUUUAGCCUCAGCUGACAAUUAAAUAACAUGUAACCACCCCUUUACUACCCUCAUCCCCACAGUGGGAGUGGAGAGGAAAAUCAGAAAAGGUAAAACCCAUGGGCUGAAAUAAGAACAGUUUAACAACUGAGAUAGAUUAAAAUACAACAGCAAUAAUAUUAAAAAAAUGAAUUAUAAUAGUGGUGAAACAGGACAUAACAAAGAAUGAGAGAGGAAUAAAACUGAAGAAAGAUGAGUGAUGCACAAUUCAGUUGCUCAGCAUCACUGACUGAUGCCCAGCCUGUCCCUGAGCAGCAAUCAGCAGUUCCUGGCUAGCUCCCCACAGUUCAUAGACUGCACAUUUCACUCUGUGGUGUGAAAUAACCCUUUGGACAGUUCGUGUCAGCUGUCCUGGCCAUGUUCCCUCCCGGGUUCUUGUGCACCUGCUUGCUGACAGAAAACUGAGAAUUCCUUGACUUAGAAUAAGAACUAGAGAGCACAAACUAAAGCAUCAUUGUGUUAUCAACAUUUUUUUCAUACUGAAUCCAAAACACAGCACUGUACCAGCUACUAGGAAGAAAAUUGACCCUAAAAAUUAACUAAAGACAAAGCUAGGACAAAAGAAGACUGAACUUCUUCUGUAAAAGAUCACAGUGACCUUGUGCCUGCAGAAUAGCAGCUGACAACCCACCCACCACAUCUUUAGUGUAUUAUGUUUGCUGUUAUCUAUUUCUAUGUCUCUGUUACACUCAUAACAAUAAAGAUUCUUAAUGAA